AUGAACUAUGAUUAUGAAGAUUAUGAUUAUGAUUUUUCUACUUAUAAUUCAACUUCUGAUAGUUCGUUUAUAACCAAUCAACAGAUAGACUCACUUGACCAAGAUGAUGAUAAUAUUUCAAUUUCACAUUCUCAAUCACUAGCACCCUCAUUUAACAAAAUUAAUGAUAGUCAUAUUGCUAAAAAGGCAAAACUUUCUAAUAAAGAUAAUUUUAUAAAAUCUUUUUUUACUUUUUAUGAGCAACCUGGUCAUAAGCCUGAAGACAAAUCAACAACUAAGCUUAAAUGCUCGAUUAAAAGUUGUCAAACAAAAUAUACAGUCAAUGAACUUAAAAAGUUUUCUCAACAAAUACUGGAAACCAUGUUAUUAAAACCUUAUCCACAAGCAAAGCAACAAAAACUUACACAAGAUGUUCUUAGACUCUUUAUUUCCU
Dentiscutata heterogama is the source of this 433-nucleotide messenger RNA. The record is from the annotation of a GenBank genome assembly. NCBI's taxonomy places the organism in Eukaryota, Fungi, Glomeromycota, Glomeromycetes, Diversisporales, Gigasporaceae.